Molecule: messenger RNA, 894 nt
Organism: Nicotiana tabacum (common tobacco)
Lineage: Eukaryota; Viridiplantae; Streptophyta; Magnoliopsida; Solanales; Solanaceae
Source: RefSeq, a predicted model, not a curated record
AUGAGCAUAUCCAGUAGUGACUCCACUGAUUCAGACAGUGAUAUUGAGAAUUAUAUCAUGUGUUGUGCUAUCGCUGAUCAUGCUGAACAAGUCGCACGAGAAAAUAGGUUAUUAUCUCUCCAACCGCAACAUACAUCUAGGCCUGGUAUGGCAUGGGUAGUUGAGCUUCUUUGGGGACAUCGCAUGCGUAUGUAUGAAUCUAUGCGUUUUUAUCCUGAAACAUUUCAUCGGCUUAUCGAAGUGAUAAGACAAAACAAUUUGUUGUCAUCUAAGGGUAGAAUCACACGUGUUCCAGUAAUGGAGUCAGUUAACUUUUUCUUUUUAAUUAGGAGUCCUGGCUGGGAGGGUACUGCCCAUAAUAGUAAAGUGCUUGAGAAUGCAAUUCUUGACCCAUUGGCAAAAUUUUCAUUUCAACCACACGAUAAAUAUUAUGUUGUCGACGCUGGUCUUCGGAACACGAAAGGAUUUCUAGCACCAUACAAAGGAACGCUCUAUCAUUUGCAGGACUAUAGAGGGAGUGACAGAGAGCCUAAGAACGGCAAAGAGCUAGUUAACUAUAGACAUGCCUCUCUGCGCAAUGUAAUUGAAAGAACAUUUGGAGCAUGGAAAAGUAGAUUCAGAAUACUACGACAAGGCAUGAACAACUAUGACUUCAACACGCAGGUGAAAAUAGUAAUUGCUUGUGCUGUAUUACAUAAUUUUUUGCGUGAACUUCAAAGUGGCGAUGGAAUAUUCACCGAAUAUGAACAUGAUGAUACGGAUGUUGAUGAAACUGAACAACAAUCGACUCAAAGUAGCAAUACUACUUCGUCUUUUCGGUCAUCUGAUAGGGAAAUGCAUGCUCGUCGUGAAGAGAUUGUUUGUAUAAUGUGGGAAAAUUAUAUUACAGAAUAG